AUCAGUUGUUAAAUACUGUCAUUAAUGAUCUACCAUUAUCGAUCAGUCUCUCUUGCGGCGUGUUUGUGGCUUCAGUUGUUCUACUCGAUCAUUGAAAAUGGCAAAAGUCACUGACUUGAUAGCAAACUGCUACCAACAGAAGGUGACAUUCUCUAUCGAAGUGACCCCAGACGUAUCAACAUCAGAGUUGGACAGUCUAUCCAUAGAGCCACUGUUCUACUCCAUAACUUGGCAUGCGAAGACCCAUAAGAAUGAAAACCUGGACAUCGCCCCAUUGCGAUUGGCGAGAUAUCUAAGAAAUAAAAAUAAAGAGGUCCUGAUGCAUCUGUCGUGCGAUAUGCUCAGGAAGGAGUUCUUGCUCCAGUUACUAGAUACUUUUAAGGAAAUAAAAGUUUGCAACCUGUUUGUUGUUUUAGGUGAAGGGUUCAAUCCACAAUCGUCAGACUUUCAAAAUAGCGAAGAACUAAUCAAAACAAUCAGAAAUGAAACAGGAGAUUACUUUUGCAUUGGGGUGGCAGGCCUGCCCGACUGCAGUGACGAAAAAUUACUACAACUAAAACACAAAGUCGACAUCGGCGCUAACUUCGUACUAACACAAGCCUUCUUCGAGUCCAAAAUAUAUGAGAACUUUAUCAAGAGGUCUAAAUCCGCCGGAAUUAAUGUGCCUAUUAUUCCAGGAGUAUUCCCAUUCGAAACGUACCAACAGCUAUCAGGAUUUAUUAACAUGUGCAAAAUAAAAGCCUCGCAAGAUAUUUUAGAUUACGUCAAGAACCAGGACCAAUCGGAAGAAAUUCCAGGAAAAAAGAUAACUCAAAAUUUAAUCAAAUCGAUAGCAACUGGAACUAAGAUGAAACAUUUUCAUUUGUUUUCUAUAAAUCGCCUGUCUACCGUUGUUUCUAUUGUUCAGCCAUUAUUGUAAAUAAACUGCUGCUUUCAUAAAAAAA
Molecule: messenger RNA, 944 nt
Organism: Ostrinia furnacalis (Asian corn borer)
Lineage: Eukaryota; Metazoa; Arthropoda; Insecta; Lepidoptera; Crambidae
Product: methylenetetrahydrofolate reductase
Exons: 3
Coding region: 98-919 (273 amino acids)
Biological process (GO): tetrahydrofolate interconversion
Cellular component (GO): cytosol
Molecular function (GO): methylenetetrahydrofolate reductase [NAD(P)H] activity; FAD binding
Source: RefSeq, a predicted model, not a curated record